AUGAACGGGCCAAACGAUCAAGGAAAUGUCUCGCCGGCCGAGUACACACGCCGGGUGAGGGCUACAAUGGAACAGCGCAAACAGCACGAUCUCCAGAACCGCCAAAAGUACCAACCAUACGUCCAUUCGCAAAUGCAGCGACUCUUCCGGGACUAUCGGGCGCCUCUCUACGCUCGUGUUACUGGUGUAACUACGCAGCGCAGUUUAGCCCUCGCCGAGUCAGUGGCUGUCUCUUUCGCAUCUCACUACGACCGAAACUUGGAGGAUCACGAAACCCAGGCUAUUUCCGAGCAUCUUCUGACGGCGACAAACAACAAUGUCCUGGCGUCAUUUGCAACCACAGGCUUCGCCUUGUUCAUGACUUGGAGAGGCAGACGCACCAUGAAGUUCCCUAUUUUCACACCAGCAUUCGCCCAAAACCCUGGUCCAGAACGAUCACUCAAGCGAGCCAUGGCCCAUGGCGCCCGGCUCGUCGCAUACUACGUGGUCGGUGCCCUCACCGUCCAGCCAGUUUUACAGGCUCUUAUCUUUUGGAAUCGCAAGUUCGCUACCGACAAGGACCCUAGGCUCAGCCGACUAUUGAGAGAGGCACGAAACGAGGCCGCUAGCAUUACCUCCGGUGCCAUGUCUGGCGAUUAUUCACAAAAUACCGAAGCAGAAUAUUCUUCCGCCGUCUACGAACAACAGCCCACAGACUCGGAAUCGCAAAACUAUUCGGAUUCACCCAGUCGCCAGAUUCAGCCUCAGCCGCAAUCGCAACCGCAGCAGAAUUCAUGGUCGGCACGCCCACCCAUUAGCACCCAACAAGCCAACUCGAACGAUCCUUGGGCCUCAUCUGACAUUGACGAUGGCUCUCCGGUCGCACCAGCUGCGCAGAGAGACAGCUUUGCGGCUAAUAGCAACGUUUCGGCCUGGGAUAGAGUCCGUCAGCAAGCCUCCGGUGGUCAACGACCUCAAAUACAACAGCAGCCCACUCCACCGCAGAGCUGGGGCCAAGAUUCAGCUAGUGAUGAUAAUCGCGAACGUAGCCAGGCCCAGCGAGAGUUCGAUGCAAUGCUAGAGAAGGAACGGCAGGGUUCAGAACAGGAGAAUAGUUCUUGGGGUAAAUAG
This is a messenger RNA of [Torrubiella] hemipterigena, 1110 nucleotides long. Lineage: Eukaryota; Fungi; Ascomycota; Sordariomycetes; Hypocreales; Clavicipitaceae. The record is from the annotation of a GenBank genome assembly.